UCCCAGUUCCCCAUUCCCCGUUCCCAAUUCCCCAUUCCCAGUUCUCAAUUCCCAAUUCCCCAUUCCCAGUUCCCCAUUCCCAAUUCCCCACUCCCCAUUCCUGAUUCCCGUCUAAUCUUUAACCGGAGGCGUUUCCAGCUGGGUUUUGUUGGUUCAUUGCUCUCCUGCCUCAUUAAUUUUCCCCUCCCUCUCCGGCCAUUCCCAGUGUUCCGGGGCUUUUCCUGGAGCUGCCUCACACUGGAGCUGGCAGAGAGCGGAGGCGGCGCUGCCAACGCCAGGAUCGGGCCGUCCUGAUCCUGGGAAUCGCGGCGGGAGCAGUGCCAUUCCCGCGGGAUGCAGCCGGGAGGGCUUUGAGGCGCCAUCCCAAGGGAAGCCGAGCUGGAAAAGGCCCGGAUCCGGAGCCGGCCAUGCCGAGCCCCACGGCCCGGCUGCUCCGCGCCCACCAGGUGCCCGAGAGUUACCGGGAGCCGGGGAUCCUCUCCGGGUACCGCCCCCCCCGGAGCUCGGCCUGCGAGUGCCUGCUCAGCCUCUUCGCCAUGAACAACGAGACCCUCAACAUCUGGACACACCUGGUGCCCGCCGGGCUCGGCGCUGGCGUAUUCCGCCUACGUCUUCCCGCUGGAAUGGGUCGGGAGCACAUUCCACAAUUUCUACGUUCCCGUGGCCGUGCUCAACUCCGUGCUCAGCACUGGCCUGUCCUGCUAUUCCAGGUUUCUGGAGGCGGAGCGGCCCAGCCUGAGCAAAGCUUUCCGAACUUUGGCCUUCGUGUAUCCCUACAUUUUCGACAGCAUCCCAGUUUUCUACAGGCUGUCCCGGAGCGCGGCCGGGAGCUGCUCCGAAGGCUCGCUCCCGCUGCAUUCCCGGCACAGCCUCUGCGCCCUCCUGACCUUCCUGAGCUUCACCUCGCGCCUGCCCGAGCGCCUGGCGCCGGGGAGCUUCGACUUCAUCGGGCACAGCCACCAGGUUUUCCACAUCUGCGGGAUCCUGGGAACGCUCUUCCAGCUGGAAGCCGUCUCCGUGGACAUGGCGGAGCGGCGCGGCCGCCUCCCGCUUCCCUCUUCCCUGGAAACCUUCGGAUCCCUGGGAAUGGGAGCGGCCGCCAGCCUGGCCAUCCUCGGGGUCUGCUUCCGCAGCCUCUGCCCGGAGCCUCCUUCCCGGGAAAAAUCCCACUAGAAUCAUGGAUUGCCUGGGAUUUCUGGGAGCAGUCCCAUUCCAGAGGUGUUCCCAUGGGGGAAUUGGAUCGCCUGGAAAUAUUCCUUUGGGAAUUUCCCAAAGGAAAGCUGCACCGGUUUUAUCCACGGAUGGGCUGGGAAACGCUUCCCAUCCCGUUGUUAUCCACAGGGAAAGCGUCAAAUAAUCGGGAUUUGAUCCCUGAAGAGGGAGGGAAGCGCUCCUGCUUCCCAAAGAAUCCGGCAUCCCUCAGGUCUGCCACGGGGAGAAAUCCAGGGAAUGUUGGCAUCGCCAGCUGGGAGAUUCCCGGUGGAGCCAAGCACUCCUAAUUCCCGUUUUCCCCUUGGAUGUGGCAUUCCUUUGGAAUUCCAAGCCUUGCGCUCAGCCCGAGUGCCUGGAAAGGUGGGGUGGAGGGACUGGAGUUUCCCUCCCGUUUUAAUUCCCACCGUUUUCCCUCUUUAUCCGGGAAAAGGGAUUCCAGGAGAGCUCCAAGGGGAUGUUCCCGCAGGAAAGCUCUUCCAGGGUCUCAUUCCGGGAAAUCCUGAGAAGUUCAUUCCCGUGGGAAUUCCGAGUUUCCACAGAGGGGAUGAUGGAAUUAAGGAAUUCCGUCCUGUCCUGGGUAUUCCCAGGAUGGAUCCCAGGACUGGGGGUGGGAGACGGGAGAGCUCCAUGCCCCAACCUCCCAGGAUUUGGGAUCCUUUAGGAAAAGGUUUUGAAUAUUUUGGGGAUUGGGAUCCGCAGGGAGGGAGAUGCCAGGAGAAAAGCAGGAUUUGGGACAGCUCAAGGGUUAAAAGCGCCCUGGAAUUUUAAAGAAUUCCCCGGAUUUUCCCUCUGUUGUUCCUCGUUUUCCUUCCCUGCUGCUCCUGGAUUUUGCAGGGAGAGCCUGGAGCUCCAGGCUUUUCCAGGAUCCAGGUUUCCCUCUUGGAUUUCCCUGCAGGAACACGGCACACACUUUAUUCUUUGGGAAUAUUUUCCUGGAUAAUCCCACGGCUCUUCCAUUAAUUUCCUUCUAACUGCCUUUGCCGAGGUCUGACUGCUGCACUUUGGGAGCUGCUGGAAUUUGGGAUAUCACAAUAAAAUCUGGGAUGAACGGGUGAAAUACGGGAUAAAUCAAUCCUUGGGAACGCUGACCGGGAUUUUCGGGAUAUUUAUAAGCACUGGAAUUGUUUUUCCGACGGUUUUAUUAAAUUAAUAUAAAUCACUGAUUUUAAUCUGCUUACUAAUAAAAAAUAUUCCUGGGAAAACAAA
Messenger RNA from Vidua chalybeata, 2418 nucleotides. RefSeq names its product progestin and adipoQ receptor family member 5 (gene PAQR5). The record is from RefSeq and is a predicted model, not a curated record. Bases 408 to 1499 code for a protein of 363 amino acids. Lineage: Eukaryota; Metazoa; Chordata; Aves; Passeriformes; Viduidae. Gene Ontology annotation, molecular function: signaling receptor activity. The transcript is spliced from 8 exons. Gene Ontology annotation, cellular component: membrane.